UUUCGGAUGCCGGGAAGCGGUCAUUGGUGAAUCAAGCUGUCUGCAGUAACGUCAGGAGAUUAGUGAAUCGCAGCUGGAAUGCGUGCUUGAUUCACAAAGGCAAGAGAGGGAGACAAAGCCACCGCGCAGAAGAUACGCACAACGGACUGCCACAUCCCGCACAGCCAUGAAGGGAGAGCAUUUAUUUGCCAACAUGAGAAGCGCUCCAUUCCUCCAGCGGGUUUACCUCCUAGGAGGGGAAGAACUGGUAGUCCUCCAGUCCACCAUGGGAGAGUCCUCACUGGGAGACAGUUUCCAACAAAUCACCGACUUCAAUGAUCUCCCCAUGUCCCUCUUUGCCUGCAACGUGGACCAGUCAGUAUUUGAAGACCAUGAGGGCAAGGAAAUGUUCGAGGCGCUCUUUCUCGCGUAUGAUGAGGGUGUGACGUUCCAGCAGUUUAAGAGCUUCCGACGUGUACGAAUCAAUUUUAGUAACCCCAAAGCAGCAGCCAGUGCUAGAAUAGAGCUGCACGAGACACCUUUCAGAGGAAAGAAACUUAAACUCUAUUUUGCCCAGGUGCAGAACCCAGCAUCCGAUGGAGACAAUUUGCACCUGGCUCCUCCCCAGCCUUCCAAACAGUUCCUCAUCUCGCCUCCUGGCUCACCUCCAGUUGGCUGGCAACAGAUUGACGAGGCCACACCAGUUAUUAACUAUGACCUGCUUUAUGCAGUUGCCAAGCUUGGCCCAGGUGAGAAGUUUGAGCUACAUGCAGGCACAGAGUCUACACCCAGCGUUGUGGUCCAUGUCUGUGACAGCGAUACAGAUGAGGAGGAGGAACCAAAGAACAACCCUAAACCAAAAAUCAUCCAGACCCGACGCCCAGACCUGCCAGUCUCACACUGAACUCUACAGCUCCGCACAGAGUCAGGAGGAUUUAUCCCCUCUACCAUCUCCUUCACAGGACCUCUGUCACCCUCCUUCAGAACCUUUUUAAACACACAAACAGGGUCUGAGGGACUCUAAUAUGUGUUUCUCAUUCAGCACACACAUGUAUACAAUACUAAAUGUGCUGUAACACAAUUUUUUUUUAUGUUGCAAUACUCUAUGUUAAAUAUGGCUGCUCUCUGUAACUCUUUCCCAAUCUGACUCUGUUGUAAUGUCAUCUGAUCACCAGUUAGAGGCAGCAUGUAACCGUCCCUGCUCUCACCUACAUUUCUGAUUGGCUCCUGGGCUGUGGCACAUGAUAGUGUCAGAUGUGCCUACUGGCUGAUAGCUGGCCACUUGGCUUUGCUCUUGCACCACAACUAUGUACCAUUUGUACCCAGCAAACCAUUAAGAAUAUUACAUUCUUCAUAAGGGCAUGCUAGCCGCUAAAUGUGGCUAAACACCAGCGCUGCAUGUGGCACCCUUAGAAAUAUAUCUUCCCUAACAAAUUUCUGUCAAAUAACCCUAGUAUGGCAAAAGGAUCCCUUUUGCAGAUAAAAAAUUGCAGACCACAAGAAUCAUUUUCUUCAGGCCAGUGCAUGUUCUGGUAGCUGUGUUUCCCUAUGUGUAUAAUUGUCUGUGUCUCACCAACAGUGUUCUUACAGGAAAAUGAUGCUUUUUAAAACAUUAAGCUGACAGUUUGAUCACACCUUUCAAUGGAACCUAUACAAGUUGCUUCCUCAAUGUGAAUUGUUUUUUUUUUGUUUUUGUUUUUUUGUUUUGUGCUUGUGCUCUUUUGAAGAGGGAAACCUUUUUUUCCCUGCAAGCUAUCUUAGAGAUUAGAUAACAUCAAAUGGGUAAUCAGAUGUCAUUUAAUGAAGUCUGUAUUAUGCACGGUUGUUUUUAGAAUUUAAUGUAGCUGUCCAAAUCCACAGCUCUCCUCAUAGUCUGAGACUUUUCGCAAACAAGUUCAUUUCUAAUCAUGUCAAAGAAAACAUGUACAGUAGGAUGCUAGUGAGACAAAUCUUCCAAGUGCUAUUACACAGUGGGUUACAAAAAGCAAACGUUAGGAUGGUGAUGUCGACUUUCCUUAUUCAAUCAGUAUCUUUUUGGUGUGCCUAACUCAUUUAUGGAUUAUUUAGCUAAAAUAAGCUAUUUAUAUAUCUAAAGUAAGUACAUAACAUCAAGGCAUGCACACACAAUAUCCAUAGAUUGCAGUCAGCAGGUGUUGCAGUUGAAUAGUCCACAAGUCGUCAAACUAAAGCACACGCAUCCAUAAUAAAACGUGCUGCAGACGGCUCCGGGGAUGAAUUUAGCCUCCUGUAAUAAAUCCAUGCAUUUUUGUAAGAAAAAUAUCCAUACUUCAAACAUAAUAAACAUUUUUCUCUCACUUCUGGUAUCUGUCAUACGUGAAAGAUGUUCCGGCAGAUAAUGCAGCAUGGAUUCACUACAGGAGGCCAUUUUUCAUCCCCCAGAGCUGUAUGCGACAUGUUUUAUUAUGGAUUUGCAUGCUUUGUUUGACUACUUGUGGACUGUUCAACUGCAACACCCGCUGACUGCAAUGAUAGAGCUUGGAAUAGCCAGGAAAAUUUUUUAUAUUACUCUGACUGGAUUUGUCUGAAAGAAGAAAGUCAUAUAAACCUUGGAUGCUUCAAGGGUGAAUAAAACACAGGCUGAUUUUUGAAUUUUUGGGUGAACUAAACCUUUAAUGUGAUACUUGACUAACGCCCUUCGUUGAAGUGUUAUUGUACGAGUAUGUUGAUAUUAAGAUAUUAAGUUUUCCUUUCUCUUUGGAGUGUUACAAGCUGUUCGUGCACAGAUAUGAUCCUUAAAGUUGCAAAGACUAAAGUCUCAAACCCAAAGAGAUAUUCUUUAUAAAAGUCAAGACUCGCCCACACUCCCCUGUAACCGCUCGUUCUAACACGCCCCACAUGUCUCCGUCACGAUAUGGGAAGAUUAGCAUAAAACCGCCCAAAUGAUCACAGAAAGAAAGGAGGAGUAACUUUUAUUCUCUCUGUUGCCACCGCUAUCGUGUUGUGGAGAUGCUGUGUGUUUCAUCAUGAAAGUGUAACUACUUUGUUUGGCCUUCCAAAAGAGGAAACAACUAGAAAUCAGUGGUUAAGUUGUAUUUACGAUACUGUUCCAGAAAGGUUCAACCCAAAUAUUUGUGUGUGUGCAACGCAUUUAACGGAGGACUGUUUCCUGAACUUACAAUGCUGGCUGUUCUUACUCACAACCUGUAAGUAUGUUUUCAUAUUUAAAUAAUUUGUUCAAAAUGAGUUUUGAGCAAUGUAGAGUAGCGCUUGUUGUUUGUCAUUUCUCCGAUCACAAAUGCAGACAAAUGGCUUUAUGUUUACACGCGAUGCAAUGUGUAAAAAAACUAUGUAAGUCAUAAUCUAUAAUUAUGUCCCCACUGGAUGCAACAAAUGCCUCAUUUGUAUUGGGUUUUAUUGUUUUUGUCUCGUCGCACCAGGACACGGCAUCACAGUAAGGGGCGUAACAUUUCCGUCACAUACUUGUGGUAUUCGGCCAAUCACAAUGCACUGGAUAGCUGGCCAAUCAGUGUACACCUUGCUUUUCAGAACGAUGAGCUUUGUAAAAAUCUACGCGUUUCAGAAAGAAAGGGCAAAGAGGAGCAACAAGAAUGUACAGUAUGUGGAAAAUAAUGUGUUUUUUGAACCUUAAACCGCAUAAAUGCAUUGCAUUACACCAAAUACACCAAAUAAUGUUCUUUUUAGCAAAGUCAUAUGACUCCUUUAAGGAGGUUAUCUGGCUUAAACACCUGUUGUUCCGUGUUCACGAUUUGUUAAGGGUGGUAGCUGUUUUUUUCUCAAAGCUCCGUUGAAUUGGAUUGCUCUUUGGUCCAAAUGCUGUUGGUUAGCAACUCAUCUGUGUGUGUCCAUAAGCCAGAAAGAAUGUAGAAAUAAUACACACCAUCCCCCUGAAGCAGUGACUCUUUCACUGUUUUGGACACAGGGUACUGACAGCUCUCUCUUGACAUCUGCAUCAUGACACACAGAUGUUCCAUUAUGCUACCACAGCCUCAAGCCUUAUUUGAUCUAUUGCUCACAAGACGAGCAGUGCACACUCUGGUCCUCUUCUCUGAAAAUAAACAUGAGGCAUAGUACAUGUCAAUAGGAUAAAUGUGUAAACUAAUGGGAUGAGAGCAAUAUAUCAAAAUCAAUACCAACCAACCAUCCACUGCCUUGGACUUUCCCUUCCAAUUCAUUAUUGCCCGCUUGGCCAAUCAGCUCUUCACGUAUUCUCUCCUCACAAUGACAAAAAUCUAUUGCAGUCUCACAUGCUGCCAGCCUUCCUUGCCGUCAUGUAAUUUAAGAUUUUUGUAUUGUUCUGUAUUGCACUUUCUUAUUCACAUGACUGUACACACUGUCACUCAGUAACUGUGUUUCCUUUUAUUUUUCAUGUACUCCUGAAGACAUGAUAUUAUCGCUGUUCUCAAAGUCUGUGAUCUGGAGUUAGUGUCACUGAUGUUGGGAAAGAAUAUCUGUAUUGUGUGUACUCGAGCAAAACCAUUGGUGAUCUUGUCAUCUACAUGUGCGUCCUGCCUGCCGACACAAAGGAGACAUAUCUGUAUAUAUUAAUCAAUAAUAUUUUUACUGCAUUUUUGUACAAAUAUUCAUGGUAGCCAUGUACAAGUAGUUGAGAUGAUUCUUUGUUAGUAUUAAAAAAAAAAAGUUUGGUUUUAAAA
Carassius gibelio (silver crucian carp) is the source of this 4613-nucleotide messenger RNA. Its product is annotated as calcipressin-2. Gene Ontology annotation, biological process: calcium-mediated signaling. Gene Ontology annotation, cellular component: nucleus; cytoplasm. Gene Ontology annotation, molecular function: calcium-dependent protein serine/threonine phosphatase regulator activity; nucleic acid binding. The transcript is spliced from 5 exons. The record is from RefSeq and is a predicted model, not a curated record. Lineage: Eukaryota; Metazoa; Chordata; Actinopteri; Cypriniformes; Cyprinidae. The coding region runs from base 167 to 883 and encodes 238 amino acids.